Messenger RNA from Trichechus manatus latirostris (Florida manatee), 7820 nucleotides. It is a transcript of the gene DOCK9, whose product is annotated as dedicator of cytokinesis 9. Bases 292 to 6687 code for a protein of 2131 amino acids. Gene Ontology annotation, biological process: positive regulation of GTPase activity; small GTPase-mediated signal transduction. The transcript has 54 exons. The record is from RefSeq and is a predicted model, not a curated record. Gene Ontology annotation, molecular function: guanyl-nucleotide exchange factor activity. Lineage: Eukaryota; Metazoa; Chordata; Mammalia; Sirenia; Trichechidae.
CAGUGAAGCUCUCUGUUGGAAAAACGACACUUUAAAGGUUUUGGUGCAUCCGAGGUGUGUCAUCUUGUUUUUGCACCACCCCUCCUGUCUUACACUCCGAGCCUGGAUUUUUGUCAGGCUGUUGGGCAGGGAGACGAUUCUAGUGCGGCAGCUCGGAGCUUCCUUCUGUCACGGUACCAGUGACUGCUUGUCUUGAAGAUGGUACAGUGGGAGACUGUUUCUGAAGAGCCCCAGAAGUGAUGUGGAAAUGAAGUAGAGAUUGCUGGAAAUCCGAACAUCCACGCCUUGGGGAUGGGUUGCACUACUAGUGUGAUUCUGUUCAAAGGCAUCCACACCGUGUUUGAAAGGAACUGUGCUUAUAUGUGCAAACAGCAAGGAGAGAAUAAUGUCCUUGAAUAUACAGCAUACAAUUGGACAAAAGAAGAUUCAGAACUAUUGAUCUCCUCCUCUCUGGCAAAGCCAAAGCUAAUUGAGCCACUUGACUAUGAAAAUGUCAUUGUUCAGAAGAAGACGCAGAUCUUGAACGAUUGUUUAAGGGAGAUGCUGCUUUUCCCUUAUGAUGACUUUCAGACUGCGAUCCUCAGAAGGCAGGGCCGGUACAUGUGCUCCACAGUUCCUGCAAAUGCGGAGCAGGAAGCGCAGAGCUUAUUUGUCACUGAGUGCAUCAAAACCUAUAACUCUGACUGGCACCUUGUGAAUUAUAAAUAUGAAGAUUACUCAGGAGAGUUUCGGCAGCUGCCAAACAAAGUGGCAAAGUUGGAUAAACUUCCAGUUCAUGUCUAUGAAGUUGAUGAGGAGGUUGACAAAGAUGAGGAUGCUGCCUCCCUCGGUUCUCAGAAAGGUGGGAUCACCAAGCACGGGUGGCUAUACAAAGGCAACAUGAACAGCGCCAUAAGUGUGACCAUGAGGUCAUUUAAGAGACGGUUUUUCCACCUAAUUCAGCUUGGUGAUGGAUCCUAUAAUUUGAAUUUUUAUAAAGAUGAAAAGAUCUCCAAGGAACCAAAAGGAUCAAUAUUUCUGGAUUCCUGCAUGGGUGUGGUUCAGAACAACAAAGUCAGGCGUUUUGCUUUUGAGCUUAAGAUGCAAGACAAAAGCAGUUACCUUUUGGCGGCAGACAGUGAAAUGGAAAUGGAAGAAUGGAUCGCCACUUUAAACAAGAUUCUCCAGCUCAACUUUGAAGCUGCAAUGCAAGAAAAACGAAAUGGAGACUCUCAUGAAGACGAUGAACAGAGCAAACUGGAAGGUUCUGGUUCCGGUUUAGAUAGCUACCUGCCUGAAUUUGCCAAGAGUACCAGAGAAGCAGAAAUCAAACUGAAAAGUGAAAGCAGAGUUAAACUUUUUCACUUGGACCCUGAUGCCCAGAAGCUUGACUAUCCAUCCGCUGAGCCAGAAGUGAAGCCAUUUGAAGAGAAGUUUGGAAAACGAAUUCUGGUCAGAUGCAAUGAUUUGUCUUUCAAUUUGCAAUGCUGUGUUGCUGAAAAUGAAGAAGGACCCACUACAAAUGUGGAGCCUUUCUUUGUUACCCUAUCCCUGUUUGACAUCAAAUACAACCGAAAGAUUUCUGCUGAUUUCCACGUGGACCUGAACCAUUCCUCAGUGAGGCAGAUGCUGGCCACCACGCCCCCAGCCCUGAUGAACGGAGGCAGGCAGACCUCACCUGUGCUUCAGGACGUCCUACAGGAAGCCGCUAUGCAGUACCCCAAGCAGGGGAUAUUUUCAGUCACGUGUCCUCAUCCAGAUAUAUUUCUCGUGGCCAGGAUUGAGAAGGUCCUCCAGGGAAGCAUCACCCAUUGUGCUGAGCCGUAUAUGAAAAGCUCAGACUCCUCUAAGGUUGCCCAGAAGGUGCUGAAGAACGCCAAGCAGGCGUGCCAAAGACUAGGACAGUACCGAAUGCCGUUUGCUUGGGCAGCAAGGACAUUGUUUAAGGAUGCAUCUGGAAACCUUGACAAGAACGCCAGAUUUUCUGCUCUCUACAAGCAGGACAGCAAUAAGCUAUCAAAUGACGACAUGCUGAAGUUACUUGCAGACUUUCGGAAACCCGAGAAGAUGGCUAAACUCCCAGUGAUCUUAGGCAACCUAGACAUUACAAUUGAUAAUGUUUCCUCUGACUUCCCUAAUUAUGUUAAUUCAUCAUACCUUCCCAUGAAGCAGUUUGAAACCUGUACUAAAACUCCAAUCACCUUUGAAGUAGAGGAGUUUGUGCCCUGCAUACCAAAACACACUCAGCCUUACACCAUCUACAAUAAUCACUUUUAUGUUUACCCUAAGUACUUGAAAUAUGACAGUCAAAAGUCUUUUGCCAAGGCCAGAAAUAUUGCUGUUUGUAUUGAAUUUAAAGAUUCAGAUGAGGAAGAUGCUCAGCCUCUGAAGUGCAUUUACGGUAGACCUGGUGGGCCAGUGUUCACGAGAAGCGCCUUUGCCACCGUCUUACACCAUCACCAAAACCCGGAAUUUUAUGACGAGAUUAAAAUAGAAUUACCCACCCAGCUACAUGAGAAGCACCACUUGUUGUUCACGUUCUUCCACGUCAGCUGUGAUAACUCAAGUAAAGGAAGCACAAAGAAGAAGGAUGUUGUGGAAACACAAGUUGGAUAUUCCUGGCUUCCUCUCCUGAAGGAUGGAAGGGUGGUGACUAACGAGCAGCAUGCUCCUGUGUCAGCGAAUCUUCCAUCUGGUUACCUUGGCUACCAGGAGCUUGGGAUGGGCAGGCAUUACGGUCCGGAGAUUAAAUGGGUAGAUGGAGGCAAGCCACUGUUGAAGGUUUCAACUCAUCUGGUUUCUACGGUGUACACUCAGGAUCAGCAUUUACAUAAUUUUUUCCAGUACUGUCAGAAAACCGAAUCCGGGGCCCAGGCCUUAGGGAACGAGCUUGUAAAAUACCUUAAGAGUCUUCAUGCGAUGGAAGGUCACGUGAUGAUUGCCUUCUUGCCCACCAUCUUAAACCAGCUGUUCCGAGUCCUCACUAGAGCCACCCAGGAGGAAGUCGCCGUCAAUGUGACGCGGGUCAUUAUUCAUGUGGUUGCCCAGUGCCAUGAGGAAGGAUUGGAGAGCCACUUGAGGUCAUAUGUUAAGUAUGCUUAUAAGGCUGAGCCAUAUGUUGCCUCUAAAUAUAAGACAGUGCACGAAGAACUGACCAAAUCCAUGACCACAAUUCUCAAGCCUUCUGCCGAUUUCCUCACCAGCAACAAACUGCUUAAGUAUUCGUGGUUCUUCUUUGAUGUUUUGAUAAAAUCCAUGGCUCAGCAUUUGAUAGAGAACUCCAAAGUUAAGUUAUUGCGAAACCAGAGGUUCCCUGCAUCCUAUCAUCACGCAGUGGAAACUGUCGUUAAUAUGCUGAUGCCACACAUCACUCAGAAGUUCAGAGAUAACCCAGAGGCAUCCAAGAACGCAAAUCAUAGCCUUGCUGUUUUCAUCAAGAGAUGUUUCACCUUUAUGGACAGGGGCUUUGUUUUUAAGCAGAUCAACAAUUACAUCAGCUGCUUUGCUCCUGGAGAUCCAAAGACCCUUUUUGAAUACAAAUUUGAAUUUCUCCGUGUGGUCUGCAAUCAUGAACAUUAUAUUCCUUUGAAUUUACCGAUGCCGUUUGGAAAAGGCCGGAUUCAAAGAUAUCAAGAUCUCCAGCUUGAUUAUGCAUUAACAGAUGAGUUCUGCAGAAACCACUUCUUGGUGGGUCUGUUGCUGAGGGAGGUGGGGACUGCUCUCCAGGAGUUCAGAGAAGUCCGUCUGAUUGCCAUCAGCGUGCUCAAGAACCUGCUCAUAAAGCAUUCUUUUGAUGACAGAUACGCUUCAAGGAGCCAUCAAGCAAGGAUAGCCACUCUCUACCUACCUCUGUUUGGUCUGCUUAUUGAAAACGUCCAGCGGAUCAACGUGAGGGACGUGUCACCCUUCCCUGUGAACUCCGGCAGUACUGUGAAGGAUGAGUCACUUAACUUGCCAGCUGCAAACCCAUUAGUGACACCACAGAAGUCGGGCAACACGUUGGAUAACAGCCUGCACAAAGACCUCUUUGGUGCUAUCUCCGGCAUCGCCUCUCCAUAUACGACUUCAACUCCAAAUAUCAGUAGUGUGAGGAAUGCAGAUUCCAGAGGAUCGCUCAUAAGCACAGACUCGGGGAACAGCCUUCCAGAAAGGAAUAGUGAGAAAAGCAAUUCCCUGGAUAAGCACCAGCAAAGCGGCGCUUUGGGGAACUCUGUGGUUCGGUGUGACAAGCUCGACCAGUCUGAGAUCAAGAGCCUGCUGAUGUGUUUCCUUUACAUCUUAAAAAGCAUGUCUGAUGAUGCUUUAUUUACCUAUUGGAACAAGGCUUCAACAUCUGAACUUAAGGAUUUUUUUACAAUAUCUGAAGUCUGCUUGCAUCAGUUCCAGUACAUGGGAAAACGAUACAUAGCCAGGAACCAGGAGGGGUUGGGACCCAUAGUUCAUGCUCGAAAAUCUCAGACAUUGCCCGUUUCCCGUAACAGAGCAGGAAUGCUGCAUGGCAGAUUGCAGCCGCUGAGCAGCCUGGAUAACGCUCUCGCUGUUAACCACAGCUAUGGCCACUCGGACGCGGACGUUCUUCACCAGUCCUUACUCGAAGCCAACAUCGCUACUGAGGUCUGCUUGACGGCUCUGGACACGCUUUCCCUGUUCACACUGGCCUUCAAGAACCAGCUCCUGGCUGACCAUGGACAUAAUCCUCUCAUGAAAAAAGUUUUUGACGUCUACCUGUGUUUUCUUCAAAAACAUCAAUCUGAAACCGCUUUAAAGAAUGUCUUCACUGCCUUGAGGUCGUUAAUUUACAAGUUUCCAUCGACGUUUUAUGAAGGGAGAGCGGACAUGUGUGCUGCUCUGUGCUAUGAGAUCCUCAAGUGCUGCAACUCCAAGCUGAGCUCCAUCAGAACCGAGGCCUCCCAGCUGCUCUACUUCCUAAUGAGGAACAACUUCGACUACACGGGGAAGAAGUCCUUCGUGCGGACGCAUCUGCAGGUCAUUAUUUCCGUCAGCCAGCUGAUAGCAGAUGUUGUUGGAAUUGGGGGGACCAGAUUCCAGCAGUCCUUGUCUAUCAUCAACAACUGUGCCAACAGCGACAGACUCAUUAAGCACACCAGCUUUUCCUCAGAUGUGAAGGAUUUGACCAAAAGGAUACGCACAGUCCUGAUGGCCACCGCUCAGAUGAAGGAGCAUGAGAACGACCCGGAGAUGCUGGUGGACCUCCAGUACAGCUUGGCCAAGUCCUACGCAAGCACCCCUGAGCUCAGGAAGACGUGGCUCGACAGCAUGGCCAGAAUCCAUGUCAAAAACGGGGAUCUCUCAGAGGCAGCGAUGUGCUAUGUCCACGUGACAGCCCUGGUGGCCGAAUAUCUCACGCGCAAAGAAGCAGACACAGCGCUGCGCCGGGAACCGCCCCUCCUCCCCCACAGCCACAGCGCCUGCCAGAGGAGGAGCCAGGGAGGCAUGUUUCGACAAGGAUGUACAGCCUUCAGGGUAAUUACCCCAAAUAUAGAUGAGGAGGCCUCCAUGAUGGAAGAUGUCGGAAUGCAGGACGUCCAUUUCAACGAGGACGUGCUGACGGAGCUUCUAGAACAGUGUGCAGAUGGGCUCUGGAAGGCCGAGCGCUACGAGCUGAUCGCCGACAUCUACAAACUCAUCAUCCCAGUUUACGAGAAGCGGAGGGAUUUUGAGAGGCUGGCCCAUCUGUAUGACACGCUGCACCGGGCCUACAGCAAAGUGACCGAGGUCAUGCACUCAGGCCGCAGGCUGCUGGGUACCUACUUCCGGGUGGCCUUCUUCGGACAGGGAUUCUUUGAAGAUGAGGAUGGAAAGGAGUACAUCUACAAGGAACCCAAACUCACGCCUCUGUCAGAAAUUUCUCAGAGACUCCUUAAACUCUACUCUGAUAAAUUUGGUUCUGAAAAUGUGAAAAUGAUACAGGAUUCUGGCAAGGUCAACCCUAAGGAUCUGGAUUCCAAGUAUGCGUACAUCCAGGUGACCCACGUGAUCCCAUUCUUUGACGAGAAAGAAUUGCAAGAAAGGAAAACGGACUUUGAGAGAUCGCACAACAUCCGGCGCUUCAUGUUCGAGAUGCCCUUCACUCAGACGGGGAAGAGGCAGGGGGGUGUGGCAGAGCAGUGCAAACGCCGCACCGUCCUCACAGCAAUCCACUGCUUCCCGUACGUGAAGAAGCGGAUCCCUGUCAUGUACCAGCACCACACCGACCUGAACCCCAUCGAAGUAGCCAUCGACGAGAUGAGCAAGAAGGUGGCCGAGCUCCGGCAGCUGUGCGCCUCAGCUGAGGUGGACAUGAUCAAGCUGCAGCUUAAGCUCCAAGGCAGCGUGAGCGUUCAGGUCAAUGCUGGUCCACUGGCAUAUGCCCGAGCUUUCUUAGAUGACACAAACACAAAAAGAUAUCCUGACAAUAAAGUGAAGUUGCUUAAGGAAGUGUUCAGGCAAUUUGUGGAAGCUUGUGGUCAAGCCUUAGCAGUAAAUGAACGUCUGAUUAAAGAAGACCAAUUAGAGUAUCAGGAAGAAAUGAAGGCCAACUACAGGGAAAUGGCAAAAGAGCUUUCUGAAAUUAUGCACGAGCAGAUCUGCCCCCUGGAGGAGAAGUCAAGCGUCCUACCGAAUUCACUUCACAUCUUCAAUGCCAUCAGCGGGACCCCAACAAGCACAGUGGUUCAUGGGAUGACCAGUUCUUCUUCAGUGGUGUGACCGCGCCUCAUGGCCUGGGGGUGUGGACUCACCGGAUCAUUUGCAAACUCAGGAUGAUUUCCAAAGCCAGUCACUGGGCUCGUGCAAGACACGAGGGCUGAGCAUGGGGGAGAGAAAGAUAAGGAACUGUGUUAUUUCAUAGCCGAUUUUCUAUAGACGUAAAAAGAGGGUGCACGUAUUUUUUUAAAAUCUCGCUGGCAAUAUUCAGUUUUCAUUGUGUCUUACGGAGAUGGAGUAGGGAGUAAAAUGUUCCUCUUCCUUACAGAGCACAGAGCAGUAGUAAAAGAACCGGCCUACAGAAAACACCCGUUCGGGAAUGUCCAUAGCAGUGACGGGAGCACUGAAAUCGAGGCUAAGCUGGAAAAUCUUGAAAUAUUUUUUUUUUCCUGUGGCACAUUCAGGUUGAAUACGAGAACUAUUUUUGUGACUAGUUUUUGAUGACUAAGGGAAUUGACCAAUGUAAUUUUUGUACCAGUGAACCAGGAGGUUUAGUGCUUUUAUACUUGUUUACAUGCAUUUAAAAACGGAAGGCUUAGAAGCUAUGAGCUUAAAACUGGUCACGCGGUUUAGAACCAAAGCCUGUAUUAGUAAACAUAACCAUGCUAAAGAUGCGAAGGCAGUAAAUUGUUAUGUACAUAUCAUUUGUUAAUACCAUCCCGGCAUUCCGUACAUACAUGAAUUACAUUUAUAUACGUUUGUAAUACUCACAUCAGCUUCUGCGUUGAGUGUGCAACCAAUUCGUGGUGUUCUCAGUAUAUGCAAAAUACAUUUGACUUUACUGUUUUAUUCUUGUACAUAAAUAAGUGCAAUAUGGAGGUGUAUACAGUCUUUGCUAUGUUAGGUUUAUAAACUGUUUUAAAAAUGUCAUCCUUUUGCCAAAGUGAUAGAGUCUGUAAUGGUGAAUCGUAGGUCCUGUGGUGAAUGGUGGUAUAAUUUAAAGCUUUCACCAUGUUAUAUUUUCUUUGAAGACAUUAAUUUAGUAAUUUUAUAUUUGGGGAAAUAAAGGUUUUUAAUUUUAUUUAACUGGAAUCACUGCCUGCUGUAAUUAAACAUUCUGUACCACAUCUGUAUUAAAAAUAACAUGGCUGAUUUUUCGGUAGUGGAUACUGGGUAUUUAUUGUUUGAUAGUCCUA